Messenger RNA from Paramecium sonneborni, 429 nucleotides. Lineage: Eukaryota; Ciliophora; Oligohymenophorea; Peniculida; Parameciidae. The record is from the annotation of a GenBank genome assembly.
UUUUGUUUUACUAUGGAAGAUGAAUUAGCUUUUUAGAACCUUCAAAAUGGUAUGAAUUCUUCUUUUUAUAGUUAAGCCAUUGAAAACAUGAAAAGAGAAAGAGAUGAGCUGUUAUAAGAAUAUCAAAAGGAAAAAACAGAUUUCUAAGCAUUUGAUGCAUAAAUUCGUAAGAUGCAAAUGGAGUUAGACUUAAGAGUAGCUAUAUUGAAAGAUAAAGAAUAAAAAUUGGCUAAUUAUAAUAAGAUGAUAGAGGAGACAGACCUAACUUAUCAUAGAGUAGAUUUAUUAACUGUAAAAUUAAAUAGAUUGUUGAAACAUCCAAUAGAUUAGCAGCAAAUUUAGAGAAAGAAACAUAGUUCAUAAGAGAUCGUUUCAAGCGUUAAUAAUAAAUAUGAUUUAAUAUAGAAUUAUGAACUAGCCUAAUUCCAC